Messenger RNA from Cetraspora pellucida, 500 nucleotides. Lineage: Eukaryota; Fungi; Glomeromycota; Glomeromycetes; Diversisporales; Gigasporaceae. The record is from the annotation of a GenBank genome assembly.
AUGGAUCUAAUAAUUUGAUAACUUCUUUAAAUUUGGAUUCUUUAAUGCAUGAGGAUACUUCUCAAGAUCCCGAUGCUCCAUUUUUCCGGUCACUUAACGGUAAUUCUCUCGACAAUUAUCCUGGCAGAAAUUUGCGUGUAACAAAAGAAAUAAAGAAAAUUCCAUUUAGAAAUACAAUAGAAUCUUCUGAAGCAAAAUGUGGUGGUAACAGUCCACGUACUAACUGUGUACGUUUGAGCAUAGAAUGUACCUAUGAACAGCAUCAGAAAAAACGUGGACCAAAGCCAAUGCCCUCUUAUGUUAAAACUAAAGUAGAAUGCAAUUAUGGAUCACAAGUUAUACGUGGACCAAAUUCCAACAUUAUAACUAAAAUAACAACCAACAAUGAUAAAUUUCGUAGUCCAUAUAUUUCAACGGCAUGCUUCUACUGUGUACGUUCUAAAGCAAAAUGUUCUGUAGGUAUACAAUGUGAUAGGUGUAUCUCAAAAGAGCGUGUAUGA